AAGCUAAACCCUUCGACUCGUGCGAUCGCGGCGCUCCAACAAAUAGGAGCGAUUCCACCGUCGUCUCUUCUCACCUUCGAUGGAGGAGACGGCAGCGGCGGCAGAGGGCGUGCCCGUCCCGGACGCGAGAACGGGCGUGGAGGCGAGCACCCGCGACGGCGGGAUGUCGAUCAGGCAGUGCGUCGACAAGAUCAACAAGAGCCUCGACCAUCCCAAGGUGAGGUUUCUGAGGGAGCACAUGAUAGACGCCGGAUGCCCGGUCUGGGUGCGUCUCCUUAUGCCGCUCAACUGCAAGGAUCAGGGCUUCGCCGGCGGUUAUACCAGCGGCAAAGGGAUAGCAAUUUGUUGCAAUCAUAUGACUUUCCAAGAUGAAAUAAAUCAAGUCCUUAUUCAUGAGUUGAUCCAUGCUUAUGAUGAUUGCCGUGCAAAGACCAUCAACUGGAAAAAUUGUUAUCAUCAUGCUUGCUCUGAGAUUCGUGCUAAUCACCUGAGUGGUGAUUGCCACUACAAACGCGAACUGCUACGCGGAUUCAUGAAAAUACGAGGUCAUGAACAAGAAUGUGUCAAAAGGCGGGCUUUAAAGUCGGUCCAAAUUAAUCCACACUGCUCAGAUGCAGCUGCAAGGGAUGCCGUCGAAGCUGUCUGGGAUAUCUGCUACAAUGACACUUACCCCUUCGAGAGAGCUCCGUAGAUUCAAUUCUAAACUGCAUCACAUGAACCAUCCUACUAUUGCUCUUUCAUGUGGGAAUUCGUUUGUUCCAUCCAUUGGUUGUUAAUUCUAUGGAGUCUUGGACAUCUGCCUUUUCUCUGUUCACCCGGUGCCUACGUCAUCGACUUGAACAGAAAUGCUGAUUUUUAUAUGUUGGAAGCUCAUUUAUUGAUAUUGUGAUCCUGUACACCAAUUCAUGGGGAUAAAGCAAAGACGUUCAUUGCAUCAAACAGAU
Molecule: messenger RNA, 944 nt
Organism: Musa acuminata subsp. malaccensis (wild Malaysian banana)
Lineage: Eukaryota; Viridiplantae; Streptophyta; Magnoliopsida; Zingiberales; Musaceae
Product: mitochondrial inner membrane protease ATP23
Biological process (GO): mitochondrial protein processing; mitochondrial proton-transporting ATP synthase complex assembly
Molecular function (GO): metalloendopeptidase activity
Source: RefSeq, a predicted model, not a curated record